Molecule: messenger RNA, 4774 nt
Organism: Lymnaea stagnalis (great pond snail)
Lineage: Eukaryota; Metazoa; Mollusca; Gastropoda; Lymnaeidae
Source: the annotation of a GenBank genome assembly
GACCAGGUUGACUCAAUCUUAAACAUUGUAAAUUGUUUGGUGCAAGACCAAAAUGAUCAACCAGAGGAACCUUAUGAUCCUGAGGAUUUUGCAGAAGAGCAAGGCCUUAUGGGAAGGUUCAUCCAUUUGCUCCAAUCAGAAGAUUCAAACCAGCAGUUUCUGGUAUUUAAAAAAAAAAAAUUUCUUGGAUUGUUUUUGUGUGUUUUGUAAAAUGAUUAAAAUAGUGAGGAUUAAAACUACUACCGGUAGUAAAAGUGUCAAAACAAUAUGCAAGUUUAUGAGAAAAAGUACUUGUAAUACAUUUCAUAUAGCGCUUCACAUGUAAUUUACUGCUCAUGAAGUGAUCUUAUCUUAAUACAUUCAUGCAGAUCCUUAAUACAGCUCGAAAACACUUUGGCGCAGGAGGAGACAAGCGAAUUAAAUUCACAUUACCUCCCAUUGUGUUUGCUGCUUACAGGCUUGCUUUCAGAUACAAGCAGUUACAGGAGGAGGUAACUAUGGCGACCUAUACUAUAAACAAUAAUUAUUGUGUUGUUCUAAUGGAAAUGAUCUUUGGAUCUUCCAUUUUGCAUGUCAGUUAUAGAUUUAACUUUCUUCAGAUAACAACCAAAACUUUGGUGAUUUUUAAAAUUUCAAUUGAAUUGUUAUAUGCAUUAAAGUUAGUUAAAAUAGCCUCUUUAAAAAUGAAAAAAUGUGCUCUUGUCUAGCAGAACAAAAGAGUUUUUUUUAAAAAUGGUUUGUUCCUAUUUAUUAACCAGGAUGAAAACUGGGAGAAAAAAUGCCAGAAGAUUUUCCAGUUUUGUCACCAGACGAUUGGAGCCCUCAUCAAGGCUGAACAAGCAGAGAUUCCCUUAAGGCUGUUCUUACAAGGAUCAUUGGUGGCUGGCCAAAUUGGAUUUGAGAAUUCUGAGACAGUCGCUUACGAGUUUCUAACUCAAGUAAAAAAUUAUGCGUAUUUUUCUUAAAUGAUUGAGAAUUUAAAUCAGUAGGAAUUAGAUAAACAUUUACAGAGUGCAGUGCAGAAAAUAUAUGAAUGCCGAUGAAAUCAUCACUGUAUCCUGAUCUAUUGAUAUGAUCACUUAAAUUGAAUAAGGCUUGUAGGAUUAGUAGUUACUAAAGCUUUGGUUUAAAUAAUAUUUUCACAGGUGUUAUAAUGCCUCACAUCAUGGUGAGAGCCUCAUAGUCAUAUUCAUCAUUAAUUCAUAUCAUAUUUAAAGACUAACACUAACACCAUGUUGAAAGCCUGAUUAUGUUGAAAUCCCCAUAUCAUGUUGAAAGCCUCAUGCCUUGUUGACAUUAUAAACAUUAGAAAUGAAAUUUGAUCCCUAGAUAUUGGGGUGGUUAGUGUUGUUUUAUUAAAAAAGGUUAAUUUAAUUUGCAAAACCUGUGCAUAACUUCUGUCAAGUAAUAAUUCAUAUGUUGAAACAUUUACUCCACUGUCAGUACUGUCAGGGCUUACUUGUUCCAUUUCAUGAAACUUUCACUUAAACAUUUUAAUAAAAAAUCAUUUAAAAUCUUAUUGAAUGUUGUCAAAGAAAAAUACUAAAAUUUGUCAUCAGUAUAGUACCCAACUGAUACUGCAUAUUUAAAUUAUCUCAAAAUUAGUAGGUCUAUGAAUUUUGACGUUUCAGGCAUUCUCCAUCUAUGAGGAUGAAAUCAGUGACAGUAAAGCUCAGCUUGCCGCCAUCACCCUAAUCAUUGGAACUCUGGAACAGAUGUCUUGUUUUGGUGAGGAAAAUCAAGAGCCCCUGUUUACACAGUGUGCGCUGGCUGCCUCUAAACUGCUCAAGAAACCUGACCAGUGUCGUGGAGUUUCUGUUAGUUCACAUCUCUUCUGGUCUGGAAAGUCUGCCAAAGGUGGCGAAGUAAGUGACAUAGUUUUCUUUUACUUUGCAAAUCAAGAUGGACAAACAAGUUUGAUGGACUCUUGUUUUAGUCAGAGAAAUUUUAUUUUAUCUUUUAUUUUUUCUUCAGCUUCGUGAUGCCAAAAGGGUUUCUGACUGUCUGAAGAAAGGUGUGAAAAUAGCUAACCAGUGUAUGGACAGUUCAGUACAAGUGCAGUUGUUUGUGGAAGUACUUAAUCAAUACAUUUACUUUUAUGAAAAAGGCUGUGAACAGGUAAAUAGAUGUGUCAUUGCAUGCACAUUUUAAAAGUUCUCUUUGGUAUUGUUUUCUAUGAUUUAAAAAUUACUAGGCUAUUUUUUGGUGCCAUUAGAGCACCCCUUCUGAUUAUAGCCUUUGUGAUAAAAAUAAUUUUAUCCUCUUCCAGUUCAUUCCUUUUGGAAUAGAAUCAAAGAGGUUAAAAAAAUGCUAACACUGAAAAACUAAAGCAGGGUUUAGAAACCGUUUUUUUUUUUUUGUUGUUUUUUUUUAAUAAGGAGACAUUUUUAUAAAUUAUUAGCCAAUAUUCCUGGUAUGGCCCAGGAUAGCAUUCGGAAAAACAGUCCUGUAAAAAAAGUAUAAUUUUAAUUUUUCUAAUUUAUAUUAAUUUAUAAAAAUUUUCAACUUUUCGUUCCUGGAUUCUAUCCCAUCUCAUUGGGAUCCCAUUUCCUGAUGGAAUCCGGUUCCCAGUGGGAAUCCGGUUCUCAGUGAGAUCCCUUUUCCUGGUGGGAUCCCGACUAUUGGGAUCUUCUCUCCCAAUGGGAUCUCUAUACUGAUUAGGAUCCAUUAGCCGGGUGGGAUCCUGUUCCCCAUCCGAAAACAACUAGAACUAAACUAACAUUUCCCACUAUAUAUCCCUGUGGAAUAAUAUAGAACUUUCUGGAACAUUCUAGAUAAAUUUAAUAACCUUGAAAUGUGUGAAAAAUUAUUUUUCUUUUUAAUUAUUUUUCAAAUAAGAAAUACUCAACAACUAAAUGCCAUAACUAAAACCAUUUUUCAUUUGUAUGUGUACUAAGUUUGGUCAAAAUCCAUCCGUUCAUGUAGGAGUAUUUGUUGAUAAUUUUAUUUAUAUGGCUCAUUUAUAUAAAAAGAAAAUUUUGAGCCCCUGCUCCAAGCAGAAUAUUUUUAAAGUUCUAAACUCGCCCCCCCCCCUCCUCCACCCUUUUCACUUACAUAUAUAUACAUAUGUGAUAUCUGCUUAGAUAAUAUUUUGAUAACAUCAUUAUAGAUAAGUAUUUGUUUAUAAUUUUAUUUAUAUAGCUCAUUUAUAUAAAAAGAAAAUUUUGAGCCCCUGCUCCAAGCAGAAUAUUUUUAAAGUUCUAAACCCGCCCCCCCCCCCCCUCCACCCUUUUCACUUACAUAUAUAUACAUAUGUGAUAUCUGCUUAGAUAAUAUUUUGAUAACAUCAUUAUAGAUUAGUGACAAACAAAAAAAGAGACAGGUCUUUUCCUUCGAGAUCUGCAUGCCGCUUCUAGACACGUUUGUUGACCACUGAUGCCUUAUGUGAUCUGCUGUGUAAUUAUGUAUUAGUAAAUUACUGUUUUGAAACUAAAAAUAUUUAAAUUCUUUUUCUCUCUUUACCUUUAGAUUUCAGUUCAAGUUUUAAAUCAGAUUAUUUCAAAAAUAAGAGAGCUGUUACCAAAUCUGGAAUCAAAUGAGGAAACAGAACAAAUCAACAAACAUUUCAAAAACACACUGGAGCACUUACAGCACAAACUUGACAAUCCAGAAACUGCUGGACAGUAUGAGGGAUUAGCAUUUUAGAGAACUCAAAAGACAUAUCUUCGUAACUAGUGAUCACUGUACAGAGUAAAUGGCAAUAUCAAUGAAUUUUCCACAUGGUGGAAACAAAUUUUGUCUUGAAACCAGAAAAUGUCUUCAAAGAUGUGAGCUUUAAAAUAACAUUCCCAGAGGUCAAACCAUCCAAUUUUGAUGAGAGGCUGUUGGGGUUUCAAUUUGACGCUUUUUUUUAUCUUACUAUUCUUACUCACUACUUUUGGCACAAGCGAAUUGUGGGCAAAAUGACAUAAUUUAUCCAUAAAUAUAUGUUUACGAGUGUGUCAGUAAUAAUAUAAUUACCCUUGUUAAAAAUUGUAUGAUUUAGGGUUAAAAUAUUAUUUCCUGUGAGGUGAUUUGUAAAGCUUAUGGUAAUAAAAUGGCUAAGGUUGCAGUUAGAUCCACCCAAUCUUCUUUGUUAACAAUUAUUAUUUAAGUAAGCUACCACCUGAUCAUCCCACACUUCUUUUGUUGAUACAUACUUAUUAAAGUUUAUGAGUAGUAGUAUUAUGAGUUUUAUCACCUUCGAUUUUUUUUUUAUACCCAAUGUGGUUAGAUAUUUUAACUUUGAAUUUGCAACAGCCACUAUGCUGCAUGAUGUUCAAAUCCUAUUACUGCUAUUUGAAUAAAGUUCUGAUAGUCAAAUUGAUAACUUUUUUUUGUGUGUGGCUUUUAGCUCAAAUUGUCUAGCUGUUGAAUAUAUAGACAAAUUAUUAUAUUAUUACUACACUUAUCUGCAUGUGGCUCACACACACACACCCACUAUUAAACAAAUGAUGUGAAAUGUCAAGGUGUAUAAUGUUUUAAAGUUCUAAAUAAGUUUGAUAAUAUAAACCAUUCUAUUAAAUGAAAAUUAAAGAAAGUUUGUAAAAAGCCCUAACUCAUAUUUAUAAAUAAAAAUAGUAAUCUCCCACAUAAGUUUUUAGUAACGUCUUUGUGCCUGCCCUUUACCAACAACCCCUAAGUCAUCUAAUUUACUAAUCACUUCUCUGUUCAUUUUUAUAACAGUUCUUAUUGUGAUGAUUUUGAAUGUUGUCUGUAGGACAAAACAAACAAAAUAGUUGAAAGAUUAUGAUUUGUGUUAAAUUGUUAGUUCAGAUUUGAUAUUCUGUUUAGA